Molecule: messenger RNA, 1030 nt
Organism: Boleophthalmus pectinirostris (great blue-spotted mudskipper)
Lineage: Eukaryota; Metazoa; Chordata; Actinopteri; Gobiiformes; Gobiidae
Product: class II histocompatibility antigen, B-L beta chain-like
Exons: 5
Coding region: 51-872 (273 amino acids)
Biological process (GO): peptide antigen assembly with MHC class II protein complex; positive regulation of T cell activation; immune response
Cellular component (GO): membrane; MHC class II protein complex
Molecular function (GO): MHC class II protein complex binding
Source: RefSeq, a predicted model, not a curated record
ACACUCACUGUGCAUGAAUUUAUUUCCUUCUCUGUAACUCCACUUGAACAAUGGACCUUACAAUCUUUGCCUUUAACAGACUUCAUUUGUUCCUAUAUUUGACAGCAUGGUCAGUGAAUUUUGGUCUUUCAGACUAUGAAGUUGGACGGAUGUCUGCCUGUUGUACUUUCCUUGAUGGUGAAAAACAUUUGUUUGAGUAUCUGUUAACAUACAGAUACAACAGAAACUUAUUUAUGCAGUACAACAGCACACGGGGCAAUUGGAUAGGCUUUACAGCAUACAGCAGUAAUUGGGCUGAUUUAUAUAAUAAUGAUCCUGAAGACAGCAGACUAAGGAAACUUGAACAGCUACUUUUGUGUUUAGAGGGCAAAGAAUUUCUUCCUGUCAUAAAAAACAGGACUGCUACCCCAAGCCUCACACUGACUACAGUGGAGCAGUCCGGUCAAAGAAACCCUGCAUUGCUCUUGUGCAGUGCUUAUAACUUCUAUCCACAGGAGAUUCAGAUGACAUGGUUACUCAAUGGAGAAGAGAUUACUUCAGCUGUGACCUCCACUGAUGUCUUGUAUAGUGGAGACCUGUAUUACCAGAUUCACUCUUACCUGGAGCACAGGCCGAGGCCUGGAGAGGAAGUGUCCUGUAUGGUAGAGCAUGUGUCCCUGCCAGAGCCCCUGGUGCAGGUCUGGGAUCCCCACCCACCCCUUCCUCGGUCAGAAAGAGUCAAAAUUGCUGUUGGGACAUUUUUUCUUGUUGUUGGUUUAACAGCACUGGUAACAGGAUUCAUCAAACAUAAAAAACGCACACCUGCACUUUGUACAGUGAUGCAUGGAUUGGCACCAGUUCCAGUUGAGCAUGAAGAAGAAAGUUUAAACUAAACAAAAAAGGGUUCAUCUCGACUUUGUCACAAUAACAGAGACCAUCUCUUGUCUUCUCUACAUAAGCAACAGAGUUCUUGUGAAGAAUCAAAAUUUGUAUAAUUGUUGUGUAAUAUCAAAUGCAUUUUAUAAACAUCACAUUAAACUUCACUAAGACA